This is a messenger RNA of Tetrahymena thermophila SB210, 372 nucleotides long. RefSeq lists its product as hypothetical. The transcript has 2 exons. Lineage: Eukaryota; Ciliophora; Oligohymenophorea; Hymenostomatida; Tetrahymenidae. The record is from RefSeq and is a predicted model, not a curated record.
AUGUGCAAUUAAAAAUUAUUGGAUUCUAAAAAAAGAAUAAAAGUAACAAUUAUUCUCAAAUUGAUAUUUCAGAAAAAGAGAUAGAAGGUUACAGAGUAAACCUUUAUUUAAUGUUGUAACUUAAAAAACUUUUAAGGUGUAUUUAUAAAUAAAUAAUCAUAGAAAGUAAAAAAGUCUUUUAAUGAAAACAAGUAAUCAAUCAUUUUAGAAUAAUUGCCUAAUAAUUACUUAAUACCAAAAUUUUUUAUUACUUAUUUGAUUUUUUCCCAUCAUAUUUUGGAUUUAAUUUAUCAUCAAAAUCUCUUUGAAGAUAUUUUUGAAACAAUAAAAGAAACUUAAAUAUCUUUUAAGUAUAGGUUUUAAAGCUAUUGA